Aptenodytes forsteri (emperor penguin) is the source of this 726-nucleotide messenger RNA. RefSeq names its product G protein subunit alpha transducin 2 (gene GNAT2). Gene Ontology annotation, biological process: detection of chemical stimulus involved in sensory perception of bitter taste; adenylate cyclase-modulating G protein-coupled receptor signaling pathway. Gene Ontology annotation, molecular function: G-protein beta/gamma-subunit complex binding; G protein-coupled receptor binding; guanyl nucleotide binding. Gene Ontology annotation, cellular component: heterotrimeric G-protein complex; photoreceptor inner segment; photoreceptor outer segment. The record is from RefSeq and is a predicted model, not a curated record. Lineage: Eukaryota; Metazoa; Chordata; Aves; Sphenisciformes; Spheniscidae.
AUGCUCCAUAAAAAGUCCCCAAAUCCCACGAUCCAAAAAAAUCAGGUUAUCCAUGGGGAAUUAAGGGAGAGAGCGGCGGGCAGCCGGCCCGCGGGGGGCCCCCCAACUCUGCCCGCUGGGGGGGGGCCUCACCAUCGGGGCGGUGGGUACCCGGCUCCGCUUUUCGGGGCUCUUCUUUCUCCUCCUAUCACCCACCGCCCGCCCCCAGGGUGUGUGCGCGCUCCCCACGGAGAGCUGGAAGAGCCCGGGGACCUAGAGGAGCUUGAGGUGUUCAAGGAGGAAGACGAGGACAUGGGGAGCGGGGCCAGCGCGGAGGACAAGGAGAUGGCCAAGAGGUCCAAGGAGUUGGAGAAGAAGCUCCAGGAGGAUGCGGAUAAGGAGGCCAAGACGGUCAAGUUGCUCUUGCUUGGUAAGGGUGGAGGGGAUGUCUCCGGGAGGACGCGGGAGAUGUCCCCCUGUCCCCACCUGGCACGAGGGACCCCGUUGAUGCUGGGGGGGCUGCGGCUGCCGGGGAUGGGCAGGGAGCAAAAGCAACCAGGGAGAGGGGACAGGGACAGGGGGCAGGCAGACGAUGGCCGGCAGCUCUUCAACCUGGCCGACUCCAUCGAGGAGGGCACCAUGCCCCCUGAGCUGGUCACCUGCAUCAAGAAGCUGUGGAAGGAUGGGGGGGUCCAGGCUUGCUUCGAGCGAGCCGCCGAGUACCAGCUCAACGACUCAGCCGCGUAG